AUGUGUCGCGUCGUACUGCUCGACCAGACCCAGUACGUCAACCAUCAAUUGGGAGCGGGGCUCCCAAGAAUCCCAGGACGGGGGAUAGCCGCGCCACCGGACGAGGUAACUCGUCCGACGUCCAGUUCACGUCGCGGUGGUUCAACAGCUGCUCUACUAGAUAGCGCUGGCCACCGCGAGAGUCCUCUAAUGGAGGUGGAGGAGGAGGAAAGACGCUCUCCACACGAUCAUGUGGAUCGGUGUGUUCCCGAGAGCUUCUUUGAUCGCGUAACGCAAGGGUUACGCGACGAUCUCGAGCAUGAGCGGAAUAGGCGUCUCCAAAUGGCGGACACUGCCUCGAAGCAUCGAGCUGAGUUUGCCUUUGCUCAGCUUGAGAACGAGAGAUCUCUGACAUCUCUUCGUGACGAGCUAAGGGUAGCUCGUGGGAUUGUUGAUCGGUCUCGGGCUGAGAUAACUGCUCUUCAGACCCUUGUUGAUGCCCACCAUCGGGAGCACAAGGCUCUCUGCGAGAUGCUUGAGCGCAAGGGCGUUCUUCAUCGGAAGAAGCAGCGUACUGAUGGUACGGCUUAA
This is a messenger RNA of Peronospora matthiolae, 570 nucleotides long. The record is from the annotation of a GenBank genome assembly. NCBI's taxonomy places the organism in Eukaryota, Oomycota, Peronosporomycetes, Peronosporales, Peronosporaceae.